GCAGACAACAGAGCGCAAGUUGUUUACGCGUAAAUAGUGUGUGAAAUAUUCAGCUAAAUAUCUGUGCUAGUGCAGGAAAAGUAUUAUCUCUGUUCGCUGAAAGUUUUGCAAGUGCAUUAUCUCGCAAUGCCCGACAUCGAAGAACAGGUCGAAACAAAACCCGUCCUAGAACCGGCGAUGGUUGCGGAUGAUGCAGCAGCAGCGAAACAACCGGAUAAGGAGCGUUUGUCAAGAAGCGCCAGUCCGCCAGCUAACCGAUUGAAAUCUGUCGUCACCCGAAUGAAGGACACGAUAGAGGAAGGCGAACUGACUUCAGAUCGUUCUCGCUCUAGAUCACGUUCUCGUUCCCGAUCACACUCCGACAUCGAUAGGAAAUAUGAUUCCCGCAGUAAAAGGUACGAAAGACAUCGACGUAGCCGUUCCAGAAGACGUACCCGGUCACGCUCACGGUCUAGGUCCCGGUCGCGUUCACGUUCCAGGAGUCGAUCUCGUCGUUACGGCGGGAACCGAAGACGGCGCCGGUCUUAUUCUAAUUCGCGUUCCCGCUCCUAUUCGCGAUCCCGAUCAAGAUCUCGUUCACGUGAUCGACGCCGCAAUAUCCGCAGGGACAAUGAAACAGGCAGAGCGAGGGAAACUACAAAGGGUCAUGAUCAACGCCCAAGACCCGAACGCAAGGAGGAAGGUGACGAGUCAUUGCUUCGCAAUGAAAAACCAGCCAUCCGCAAAACGGUGGACCUGUUGACAUCCAAAACGGGAGGAGCGUACAUUCCACCGGCCAAGUUGCGUAUGAUGCAGGCGGAAAUUACGGACAAAUCUUCGGCAGCCUAUCAGCGCAUUUCGUGGGAAGCAUUAAAGAAGUCCAUUCAUGGGUUUAUCAACAAGGUGAACGUGGACAACAUUGGUGUGAUUACGCGAGAGCUGUUGCGUGAAAAUAUAAUCCGCGGACGUGGGUUGCUCUGCCGGUCCAUCACUCAAGCGCAGGCAGCAUCCCCGACCUUCACACACGUGUACGCAGCAUUGGUGGCUAUCAUAAACUCCAAGUUUCCCAACAUUGGAGAACUGCUGCUGCAGCGCUUGGUCAUACAAUUCAAGCGUGGGUUCCGACGCAACGACAAAUCCAUUUGCCUUUCGGCAUCCCGCUUCGUAGCGCACUUGGUCAAUCAACGCGUCGCUCAUGAGAUUCUUGCACUGGAAAUUUUAACGCUGCUCGUUGAAAAUCCUACCGACGAUUCGGUGGAGGUAGCGAUCGCAUUCCUGAAGGAGGUCGGCCAAAAGCUGACGGAAGUUUCGGGAAAAGGCAUUAAUGCGAUCUUUGAAAUGCUAAAAAAUAUUCUACACGAAGGGAAGCUGGACAAGCGCGUUCAGUACAUGAUCGAGGUGGUGUUUCAAAUUCGAAAAGAUGGAUUUAAAGACCAUGCCGCUGUAGUCGAUGCGCUCGAGCUAGUGGAAGAAGAUGAUCAGUUUACCCAUCUCAUCAUGUUGGACGAAGCAACCGAUACACAGGACAUACUAAAUGUUUUCAAGGUGGAUGCGGAGUAUGAAGCAAACGAGGCAAAAUAUAAAGACAUCAGUCGAGAAAUUCUCGGCAGCGAUGGAGAGGACGACGAUGAUGGUGAUAAAAGUGACUCAUCGAGCGGCGAAAGCGAUUCUGGCGACGAUGAAGGCGGCAGCGACUCCGAUGAAGGGGAUGAUGGUAAGAAAAAACAGGACACCAUCAUCGAUAACACGGAGACAAAUCUAAUUGCCUUGAGACGGACGAUCUAUCUGACGAUCCACUCCAGUCUCGAUUACGAAGAAUGCGCGCACAAGCUGAUGAAGAUGGAGCUGAAGCCGGGCCAGGAGCAGGAACUCUGUCACAUGUUUCUCGACUGCUGUGCCGAGCAGAGGACGUACGAAAAGUUUUACGGUCUACUUGCGCAACGGUUCUGCAUGAUAAACAAAAUCUAUAUCGCACCGUUCGAGCAGAUCUUUCAAGACACGUACACAACGACGCACCGAUUGGACACGAAUCGGUUGCGCAAUGUGAGCAAAUUUUUUGCCCAUCUACUGUUUACCGACUCCAUCGGCUGGGAUGUAUUGCAAUGCAUUCGUCUUAACGAAGAGGACACCACCAGCUCGAGCCGCAUAUUCAUUAAAAUUCUUUUCCAAGAGCUCGCCGAGUAUAUGGGAUUGUUUAAGCUGAACGCCCGGCUCAAGGAUCCAACACUGCAGGGACCAUUUUCCGGUCUGUUUCCGAGAGACAACCCGAAGAACACCCGGUUUGCCAUCAAUUACUUCACAUCGAUUGGGCUUGGCGGGUUGACGGAUGAGUUGCGUGAAUUUUUGAAGCAUGCACCGAAACCAAUCGUUCAGCCAUUGCCUGCACCGGUUGCAUCGAGCGGUUCAAGUGACUCCGAAUCCAGCAGCUCAGAUUCGGAUUCCGACAGCUCGUCAUCGGAUUCAUCCUCUUCGUCCAGUGAUUCCAGCAGCAGCAGCAGCAGCUCAGAAUCGGAGGAAGAAUCGAGCAAAAGGAAGCAAAGAAAGAACAAAGAGAAGGAAAAUGCUUCGAGGAAACAGAAAAAAUCAGAGAAGCAAAAACAAACUGAUCAGAAAUCAAACAAUAAACGUGACGAUCGCACAGAUAGGAGAAAACAGCAAGAGGAAAAAGGUGAUGUGACACGCGAUAAAUAUGAUCGUUCGAGAAAGAGCGAAAGACAUCCCAACGAGAAUGAAAACCGGCAGCACCGGCAGCGUGGUGGUGAGGACGAUGAUUACAAUCGCAGCAGGGAACAACAAUUUUCUAGACAUCAUCGUGAUGAAGCGGUUCCAGACAAACGUCGUGAACGGGAUCGUGACCGUGAUCGCCAACUGGAUCGCACACGUGAUCGUGAAUCCAAGAGAGAUCCCGAUCGCCGUGAACGGGAUCACCGUGAUCAUCGUGGGCGCCGUUGAAUGUGCAUUCGCGUAUGUACAACUGCUGUAAUGUAAUUGGUUUAGAAAUAAAUGUUUUUCCAAGUGUGA
This is a messenger RNA of Anopheles funestus (African malaria mosquito), 3000 nucleotides long. RefSeq names its product pre-mRNA-splicing factor CWC22 homolog (gene ncm). Gene Ontology annotation, biological process: mRNA splicing, via spliceosome. The transcript has 2 exons. Gene Ontology annotation, cellular component: catalytic step 2 spliceosome. Gene Ontology annotation, molecular function: protein binding; RNA binding. The record is from RefSeq and is a predicted model, not a curated record. Bases 127 to 2931 code for a protein of 934 amino acids. Lineage: Eukaryota; Metazoa; Arthropoda; Insecta; Diptera; Culicidae.